CAGGCUGUUCCCCUCAGAGUUAACUUUUUAAUCCCGGUUUUGUCGCGUUAUCACACACAAGAGAAGGAGGCGGAGGAGGUCGGGGAGAGAAAAGGGACUGCAAAGUCAGUCAUGGUAUGAGGUUAGCGUGAAAUCCGGAGCGUCCACUUGCAACAGAAGCCCGUUGAUAUUUAACUGUGAGAAGAAGAAAAAGAAGAAGAAGGAGAAGAAGAAGGAGAAGAAGAACAAGAGGGAAAAGGGAAAGGGAAGCCCGGAGAAGCAAGAGAAAGCGGGGUACAAGAUGCAGCUGGCCGCGGUGCUGUGGGGCUCCCUGAUAACUUUGCUUCUGAGCCAGAGUCCAGGAGUACAGGGCAACGCUGAGUGUUCGUGCGGACGGAGCCACUUCACAUGUGCCGUCAGUGCGUUCGGCGAGUGUACUUGCAUCCCUGCCCAGUGGCAGUGUGACGGAGACAAUGACUGUGGGGACCACAGUGACGAGGACGGAUGCAUGCUUCCCACCUGCUCGCCGCUGGACUUCCACUGCGACAACGGCAAAUGUAUUCGCCGCUCCUGGGUGUGUGACGGAGACAACGAUUGCGAGGACGACUCCGACGAGCAGGACUGUCCUCCCAGAGAGUGUGAGGAAGACGAGUUUCAAUGCCAAAACGGCUACUGUAUUCGCAGCCUCUGGCACUGUGAUGGCGACAACGAUUGCGGGGACAACAGUGACGAACAGUGUGACAUGCGUAAAUGUUCGGAUAAGGAGUUUCGCUGCACAGAUGGCAGCUGUAUCGCUGAGCACUGGUACUGUGAUGGAGACACGGACUGUAAGGAUGGAUCAGAUGAGGAAAACUGUCCCUCAGAUGUGAUGGCAGCCACCUGCAGUGUGGAGGAGUUCCAGUGUGCGUACGGCCGCUGUAUCCUGGACAUCUACCACUGUGACGGAGAUGACGACUGCGGAGACUGGUCAGACGAGUCAGACUGCUCUUCCCACCAGCCCUGCAGAUCAGUGGAAUUCAUGUGCAGCAGCGGGAUGUGCAUCAACGCUGGCUGGAGGUGUGACGGGGAGUACGACUGUGACGACCAAUCAGACGAGAAGAACUGCACCACGUCCAUGUGCACGGCUGACCAGUUCCGCUGUGGAACUGGACGCUGCGUCCGGUUGUCAUGGCGUUGUGACGGCGAGCCUGACUGCUCUGACCGAAGUGAUGAAGAGGGCUGUGAGAAGACGGAGAGUCCUCCAUGUGCUCCUGAUCAGUUCCAGUGUGGGAAUGGACGCUGCAUUGGUCAGAGGAAGGUGUGUAACGAGGUCAACGACUGUGGAGACGGGACUGACGAACACCCUCACCAUGACUGCCGUCCACGCUCCAGCGAGGGAAACUGUAACCAGAAUAACGGAGGCUGCUCCCAGAAGUGUCAGAUGGUCAGAGGCCUGGUCCAGUGCACCUGUCACACCGGAUACCGACUGAUGGACGACGGCAAAGCCUGCCAGGAUGUGGACGAGUGUGCCGAAGAGGGCUACUGCAGCCAGGGCUGUACCAACACGGAGGGGGGGUUCCAGUGCUGGUGCGUUCAGGGCUACGAGCUCCGACCUGACAAGCGCAGCUGCAAAGCUCUGGGUCCAGAGCCUGUGCUGCUGUUCGCCAACCGCAUCGACAUCCGUCAGGUAUUGCCGCAUCGCUCUGAGUACACCCUGCUGCUCAACAACCUGGAGAAUGCCAUCGCCCUGGACUUCCACCACGCCCUCGAGCAGGUCUACUGGUCUGACGUGACACUGGACCGCAUCAUGAAGGCCAACCUCAACGGCUCCAACGUGGAAGAGGUGGUCUCCACCGGUCUGGAGAGCCCAGGUGGACUUGCUAUAGACUGGAUCCAUGACAAGUUGUACUGGACAGACUCCGGGACGUCCCGUAUCGAAGUGGCCAACCUGGACGGGACGCAGCGCAAGGUGCUGCUGUGGCAGAACAUGGAGAAGCCCAGAGCCAUCGCGCUGCACCCCAUAGAGGGUAAGAUCUACUGGACAGACUGGGGCAACACUCCUCGCAUUGAGUACUCCAACAUGGACGGCUCCAAUAGGCGGGUCAUCGCAGACACACACCUGUUCUGGCCCAAUGGCCUCACCAUCGACUAUGCCGGCCACCGCAUGUACUGGGUGGACGCUAAGCACCAUGUCAUCGAGAGGGCAGACCUGGACGGACGCAACCGAAAGGCCGUCAUCAGCCAAGGCCUGCCCCAUCCGUUUGCCAUCACUGUGUUUGAGGACAGCCUAUACUGGACGGACUGGCACACCAAAAGCAUCAACAGUGCCAAUAAAUUCACCGGCAAGAACCAGGAGAUCAUUCGCAACAAGCUGCACUUCCCCAUGGACAUCCACACCCUGCACCCCCAGAGGCAGCCUGCAGGUGGCAGGAACCGCUGUGGCACCAACAAUGGGGGCUGCAGCCACCUGUGUCUCCCCAGCAACAAGACACACACCUGCGCCUGCCCCACCGGCUUCAAGAAGGUGGACCACUCCAACUGUGCCAGCGGUCUUGACAAGUUCCUGCUUUUUGCCCGAAGGACGGACAUCCGACGAAUCAGCUUCGAUACAGAGGACAUGUCCGAUGAUGUCAUCCCUCUGGCUGAUGUGCGUAAUGCCGUGGCUCUGGACUGGGAUGCCAAAGAGGGCUACAUCUACUGGACGGAUGUCACCACAGACUCCAUCAACAGAGCGCUGUGGAACGGCACCAAGCAGGAGGUGGUGGUGGACACCAGUCUGGAGAGCCCAGCAGGUUUGGCAAUUGACUGGUUGACCCACAAGCUCUACUGGACUGAUGCUGGUACAGAUCGUAUUGAGGUGUCUAACGCUGAUGGGAGCAUGCGGACUGUGCUGAUAUGGGAGAACCUGGACAGGCCCAGGGAUAUCGUCGUUGACCCAAUUGGAGGUUUCAUGUACUGGACCGACUGGGGUGCAAACCCAAAGAUCGAGCGUGCAGGAAUGGAUGCCUCAAAUAGGAUCGUCAUCAUCUCGUCUAAUCUGACGUGGCCAAAUGGGCUCGCCAUCGACUACGAGACACAACGCCUGUACUGGGCCGAUGCUGGCAUGAAGACGAUUGAAUUUGGCAACUUUGAUGGUUCCAAUCGACAGGUGUUGAUUGGCAGCCAACUACCCCACCCUUUCGGCCUCACAGUGCACGAGGACAAGCUGUACUGGACCGACUGGCAGUCCAAGAGCAUCCAGAGUGCGGACAAGCUCACCGGCUUGGGACGACAUACACUCGCAGAAAACCUGGAGAACCUCAUGGACAUCCACAUGUUCCACAGACACCGGGAGACAGUUCGUAACCCGUGUGCGGUGAAUAAUGGAGGCUGCAGCCACCUCUGUCUCCUGGCUCCUGCUCCAAAAGCCUCCAGCUGUGCCUGUCCCACCGGCAUCAACCUGCAAACGGAUGGAAAGACCUGCACGCCAGGGAUGAGCAGCUUCCUGAUCUUUGCCCGGAGGACAGACAUCAGGAUGGUCUCUUUGGACAUCCCCUACUUCGCUGAUGUGGUCCUGGCCGUCAAUAGCUCCAUGAAAAACACCAUUGCCAUCGGGGUUGACCCCAAAGAAGGAAAAGUGUAUUGGUCUGACAGCACACUGAAGAAAAUCAGCAGAUCCGACAUCAACGGAAAAUCGCAAGAAGACAUCAUAUCCACAGGGUUGGUGACGACCGAUGGCCUGGCGGUGGAUGCUGUUGGGAGGAAGGUCUACUGGACUGACACGGGAAAUAACCGCAUCGAAGUUGCCAACCUGGACGGCUCCAUGAGGAAAGUUCUCGUCUGGGAAAACCUUGACAGCCCUAGAGCCAUCGCCCUCUACAAUGAGAUGGGUUAUAUGUACUGGACGGACUGGGGAGAGCACGCAAAGCUGGAGCGCUCGGGGAUGGAUGGAUCCGACCGUGUUGUCCUCAUCAGCAACAACCUGGGCUGGCCCAACGGCCUGGCCAUCGACACAGCCGGCUCACAGCUUCUGUGGGCCGACGCUCACACUGAGCGCAUCGAGGCAGCCGACCUGAACGGGCAGAACCGCCACACCCUGGUGACUCCAGUCCAGCACCCAUACGGUUUGACCUUGCUGGGAUCUCACAUCUACUGGACCGACUGGCAGAGCCGCAGCAUUCAGAGAGCCGACAAGAACACGGGGACCAACACCAUCACCGUGCAGGCCAACCUGCCGGGCCUGAUGGACAUCCAGGCUGUGGACAGGGAGAGGCCUCUGGGUUUUAAUAAGUGUGGCAGGAGAAACGGAGGUUGCACCCACCUGUGCCUGCCUCGCCCCAACGGGACGUCCUGCGCCUGUCCCACUGGAAUCCUGCUCAAAGGUGACGCCAGGUCGUGUGAGGACUCCCCGGAGUCCUACCUUCUUUUCUCCAACCGUGUCAGUGUGCGAAGGAUCUCCCUCGACACCAGCGACCACACCGACGUGCACGUGCCGGUGCCCGAACUGCACAAUGUCAUCUCACUGGAUUACGACAGCGUGGACGCAAAACUUUACUACACCGAUGUCACCCUGGAUGUUAUAAGGCGUGCAAACUUAGACGGCAGCGGGAUGGAGACGGUGAUCAGCCAGGGUCUGAAGACCACGGAUGGGCUGGCUGUAGACUGGGUGUCCAGGAACAUGUACUGGACGGACACAGGGCGCAACACCAUCGAAGUAGCUCGCCUGGACGGCUCAAGCCGCAAAGUCCUGGUCAACAACAGUUUGGAUGAACCCCGAGCCAUCGCAGUGUUCCCGAGCAAAGGGUACCUGUUCUGGACGGACUGGGGUCACAUUGCAAAGAUUGAGCGAUCUCACCUGGAUGGCUCGGACAGAAAGGUUCUGAUCAAUACCGACCUCGGCUGGCCCAACGGACUCACACUGGACUACGACACACGAAGGAUCUUUUGGGUUGACGCCCACUUGGACAGGAUCGAGAGUUCGGACCUGAAUGGGAAACUGCGGCAGGUCCUCGUCAGCCCGGUGUCCCACCCGUUUGCCCUCACGCAGUUGAAGCCGGUGUCCUCCCCUCUAACUCCUUUCUCCCGACUCUCGCAGCAAGACCGCUGGAUCUACUGGACGGACUGGCAGACUAAGUCCAUCCAGCGGGUGGACAAACACACGGGUCGUAACAAGGAAACCGUGCUGGCCAACGUGGAAGGCCUCAUGGACAUUAUAGUGGUAUCACCUCACAGACAGACGGGUACUAAUCUCUGUGGAGUCAAUAAUGGCGGCUGCACUCACCUCUGCUUCGCCAAGACCAACAGUUUUGUGUGUGCCUGCCCUGAUGACCCAGACGGGCGACCCUGCUCCACCAUUUCAGGUUACGUCCCCACCGCUCCUGCCAGAGGAACCAGCAGCACUCCUGUCCCCAACAAGAUCCCCAAAUCUCCAACCGACAUUCCACAUGGAGGAGCCUCACCCGUCAACUGCACUGACAAGAACCUAAACGUAGAGGGGUGUGUGAACAGCGUGAGGACGGCUCCUCACGGAGAAGGACUUCAUAUCAGCUACGUGAUUGGUGGAGUUCUGACCAUCCUGGCUAUUUUGAUCCUCAUCGCUGCUUUGAUUAUUUACAGACAUAAAAAGUCGAAGUUCGCCGACCCGGGAGUAAGCAACUUGACCUACAGUAACCCCUCGUAUCGGACAUCGACACAAGAGGUCAAGAUUGAGGCAUCGCAAAAGCCUCCAAUAUACAACCAGCUGCGAUAUAAGAAAGAGGGGGGAGUGGACGGAGGCUACACCAAGGAGAAGAUCCGCAUAGUGGAGGGAGUGUGUCUCCUGUCCAAUGACGAGCUUUACUGGGACGACCUAAAACAGAUCAAGCCAUCCCGAGGCGGCCUGCACACCUGCAUGCGCACAGACACCGUGUCUCUGCAGGCCAGCAGUGCCUCGCUAGACGACGGCGAAACGGAGCAGCUCCUCCAGGAGGAAGCAUCCGAAUGCUCCUCCAUAACCACUCUGACCCCUUCAGCCAUCACCCCGCAGCGCCACGCCCAGCACAGCCUGCCCGACACUGGCUGGGUCUCUACACGCAAGCCCUCCACCGAGAGCGAAGUGUGAGGAGCCCUCUGUACUUCAUCUCAACCUCCAUCACCUAACACACUCAUGCACACACCUGUAUUUAUAGCUGGUACAAAGAUAGAUAGGUACAAACACAGUAACAGUUGCAUACGUAGAGUUAUGGUACAAAUGAACUGGUUACACACAACUAAGCUCCUGAAAAAACAACAACUCGUGUCUCUGUAUCUGGGGCUCCGUCCUACUUGUGCUCACACACGCGCACACACACACACACACACACACACACACACACACGCAGUGCCCUGAGUGCUACUGCCUUCAGGCGAAAUGAUAAACUAAUGAGCAUGCUGGAAUAAGCAACUGGGGAGGAAAUGAACAGAGAGACACAAGCGUAAUCUGGAGCCUUUUUUAAGGAUGCAGACUCUCAAUGCAACAAACGCUUCUCUGAGUACAACUUUUUAUUUUUGUGAACUGUUUUUUUGUUCUGGAUAAAACUAGAACGACACACUCCCUGGACGACGUUACCGCGAUGUUCUCUCUAAUGCCACUCAUGUCUUUAUGAACUCUAUUUAUGAACGUUUUUGUACUUGUGGAGUUGGUUUGCUGACUUUCAGAAGAUGCCGAGAGUGUUUUUGUUAGAACCCGGGUAUUCAAGAGUUGUAUUUAUGUCAGUGCCAAAGGGUGGGGCUUCACAGAGUCUCCAUGCUUCUUUCAGCAUUUACACUUCAAUAGGAAUCUUAAUUACAGGAUAUUUCUUUCCUUUGAAUUUACCGACUGGCCCUCAGUGUCUAUUCCUUAUUUUACAGCCUCCAACAGGUAAAGAUGUACUGUAGCCGGUUCUCUCAGUUGGCUGCUGAAGUCCCUUCACCAUUAGCUUAAUGAGCCUGAAAGGAGCUUAUUUUUUCUUUCUUUUAAAUUUCAAUUCAACAAUUGCUCAUCCUCGGGCAUAGCAGAGGAAGCCUCGAUAAAGUAACAGCCUAAGUGCCAAACAUUUCGUUCUUUUUCCCCCUUUAAGCUGUAAAAAUGUUUUUCUCACACGUUUGUGAUAUUCUCUUUUACUUUUUCGUCAACAAUGACAGAAAACAUAUUUUCUUAAAGCUAGGGUUAUUUAGCCAUGCAGAUAGUUGUGGUUUUAUUUACCCAGGUGUUCAUCUUUGGGAUUUAUUCUUCCCAAACCACAGCGUUUUUGAACUACUUUCCCAAUCUAAUGUCUCAUUAGCUGUUAAUUUAAUUGGUCUUUUUAUAACAAUUUGGGACAAGUUCAUGGUAAAAAAUAUAUGAUUAUCUACAACAGCACUUACUCUUAAAAUUUGAAGCUCUUUAACAACAACAAAUUACUGUCGCUGAAUAGGGACAAAUACCUCCCUGAAAUGUGUGUGUGUAUUGUGCAUUGUCAUCGUUAAUGUUUCCUUGUCAAUCCAUAUUAUCAUUUUAUGUCAUCCCACCAACCUAUUAAUUGUAAAAUAAUCCUUCUAAAUAAGAAUCUAUACGCCAUUCUGCCCGAUUCUCAUCCCUUCCUUUUUGACCUAAAAACAGCCUAGGGCUUGAAUGAAAUUUGGUUUAUUUUGAAAGCCUGCUACAAAACAUUACUUUUUAAUGUUUAAAUCCCUUUAAAAUAAUUGAAAUAUAAACUGAACAUCAUCUUUUCUGUUGAGAAAGAUGGUGUUUUAUGGUUAUAUGUUUGGAAAUUUCCAUCACUAUACAUAAAUGUAACCUUUUAAAAUAAGUGUUCUUACUUCUAGGACAUAAAUCACACACAUUCUAUUUGCUUGUCUAUAUUUUGUGUAAGGGGAAAUUGAAAAUGUGGAAAUUAAAACUAAAAAAACCUGGCACCCAAAAGUAUCUGCAUGGCCAAACGCUAAUGAACAUUUGUUGUUUUAAUUCAGUUUUGCUUCAUCAGCUCUAGAGCUGUAAUGCAGAGGUGUACUUGCAAUAUCUGCCACAGUACAGUAUAACACAUACAUGUAUGUAACUUAGGAACACUGUGCAUGUCUGACCCCAUCAGACAGUGAGGGUUAUAGUUUAGAAAUAUAUCACUGACAACUUACUGAACAAUGAAUUUAAUACAAUAUGUUAUGCAUUGCUUUAACUUUAGAGUACCAUUCUGUCUGUUGUUGAGGUAUGGUACAAGGAAAUACUAUAUUGACAAAUAUAUCGGUUAGUUUAUAGAACCAUGUAUUUUGAAGUAUCUGCUACAAGCUCAGCAACUUGCUGAUUUGCUGCUAGACGAGCACUGAGGCCAAUGAGAGAGGGUCGUGGCAGCUACAUAACUACGGUCUCUGUCGGUUGGUUGAGGCGAGGCCUACCGAGCAUCACAGCGACCCAGUAACCAAUCACCCCGGCUCACAGUCCCUCCAACUCUGCUGCAGGAAUGCUAAAACUGUACAGAUUUUAUCAUGCAGAUAUAAGCAAACAUUUCUGUUGAAAAUAUUGUAUUGAUUAAGUUGUAUAGUCUUUUGUACAAAGGGAUUUCAUGACCGUUUUUAGACUUGUAUUAAUUUUACUCACUGGAGAAGAACAUUUUUGUUGUUGUUUUUGCUGGAUUAUUUUAACCACUGUGUUUCCAAGCCUUGUAAAUGAUAGGGAAGAUGCCAGUUAUUUAAUAGUGCUCUUUUAUCUUCUGAAAUGCUGGUCGCAUAUAGCUGUUGUAAAGUUAACAAAAAAGAGGUAUUUAUGAUUUCAGUUUGGUUGUCACUUGAUGUGUAAAUAUGAAAAGACUGUAUAUGUAUUUCCAUGGCAGUACUAACAAGCUGUGUUGUGUGAUAUAGUGAAUGAUCCCUUUGCUAUCUUUUAAUAUAAAAUUGCAUUUGCAUUUCAAUGAA
Messenger RNA from Eleginops maclovinus (Patagonian blennie), 8820 nucleotides. RefSeq names its product low density lipoprotein receptor-related protein 4 (gene lrp4). The record is from RefSeq and is a predicted model, not a curated record. Gene Ontology annotation, biological process: receptor-mediated endocytosis. Gene Ontology annotation, molecular function: protein binding; hormone binding; calcium ion binding. Gene Ontology annotation, cellular component: signaling receptor complex; plasma membrane; apical plasma membrane. The transcript is spliced from 38 exons. NCBI's taxonomy places the organism in Eukaryota, Metazoa, Chordata, Actinopteri, Perciformes, Eleginopidae. Bases 281 to 6037 code for a protein of 1918 amino acids.